AUGGCAUCAUUCUUCGGCGCACUACUGCGACUACUCUUCAAGAAGAGACAGCAAGAAGGUCAUAUUGAUGAGGAACAGGGGGCACAGAAUGCCAUCCCCGCGGCAGGUGUCGGCUCAACUCCUAUAGCUUCGACGUUGGGGACCAACUCAAAUAUUCUCCCCCAUACUCAUCAAAGCUACCUCGUACCCGAGGACAACCGUCUUACCCUCUUCCGCCUUAUGGUGGGCAUUAGUACUUCGCCGUAUCUUGGCUACAGCGAAUCGAGCCCCGUGGGAACCCGCCCGGCCGCCAAUAUCGGUAUAUACGCGCGCGUCGUACACUCGGAACAGAAGUCUAAGGACCGUUAUAAAGUAUUUUCAAUCCUUAUCAACGCGUGUUACUUUUUCCAGAUUGUAGUAGCAGCAUCGAUCACGGCUAUGGGCGCAGCAGGAGUUAGCCACGGAGCGGUCACGGCCUUCGGCGCUAUCAACACCAUCAUCGCUGGACUCUUAACAUUCCUAAGGGGCAGCGGGCUCCCGGGACGUCUCAAAUACUAUGGGAACGAGUGGAAAAAGAUACGCGAAUUUAUCGAACAGCGCGAGCGUGACUUCUCCCGUACGGGCUGCACGCUUGACGUUUACGAAGUUGUCGCAGCCAUAGACCGAAUGUAUAAUCACACCAAGCAAGAAAUCGAGAUGAAUACGCCGGAUAGUUAUACAUCGGUGACAAGGAAUGUGCGAAAUUUCAGAGACAGUAGCGAUAAUAUUAUAGAUAUCUCGAAGGUGGACGGUUUAGCGCACAAACUGGCAGCGAAUAUGGAGAGCAAGGCACAGGAUGUUACGAAUCACGUUCGCGAUCAAGGAAGGCGGAUGCAAGAGGCUACCGCUAGGGAAGUCGAGAGCCACGCGGCAUAUUUGGAUCGCGAGGUCGAGGAACGGCGUGCACAGGCAGUUCGAGCAGUCGAUGAAAGCCAACGUGAGAUAUCGAAUCAGAGAGAUCGGAUAGAGCAGGCAGGAGCACAAGUUGUAAGGGAUGUGGACGAGACGCAAAGAGCAGCGAUGGGAGAAAUGAGAGCAACGGCAUCUGCUCAGGUACAGAAAGUUGCCGACAAAAUAGGACACCAUGAUUCAAAACACGAAGAAGAUGAGAAGUAA
Daldinia childiae is the source of this 1134-nucleotide messenger RNA. Its product is annotated as putative c6 transcription protein. Bases 1 to 1134 code for a protein of 377 amino acids. The transcript has a single exon. The record is from RefSeq and is a predicted model, not a curated record. NCBI's taxonomy places the organism in Eukaryota, Fungi, Ascomycota, Sordariomycetes, Xylariales, Hypoxylaceae.